GAAAAUGAAGAAAAUAAGGAGAUGAUGGAGAGAGAGAGGAAAAAGAGAGAGGGAGACAGAGAGAGGAAAAAGAGAGAGGGAGAGAGAGAGAGGAAAAUGAGAGAGGGAGAGAGAGACAGUGAGAGAGAGGAAAAAGAAACAGAAACACUGUACAAAAUAGAAAUAAAUAGCUCUACAUCAUGUCUCCAUAUUGCGCGGUUAUAUUAGCAUAUCAUGAAUUAUUCAUGAUCACGUUGUGUCCUGUAAGUGACAUGUCUGAAACGCAGGUGCUUUUUAUCUUAUUUAUAUAUUUUUAAACCAUGUUUUCUAUAUUCUAGACAAUAUCAGAGCUGUAAAAUCCCACACAGCGGUGAAAUGUUAGCAUGGUGUUAUCACGGUGUAAACAGAAGGUAGAUGAUUAACAUGGGGUAAGCUUUGUUCGGAGGCUCAUUUGCAUAUUAUGUAAGCAGGAAAACAAUGCACGAGGCAAUGCUGUGAGAAAAUAAUCAAUAAACGACAGGGUGAGUGUGUGAUGUCCUUUUACUGCCAACACCAGCAGUGUGUUAUUUAUUAAAGAAAGACAUUUAGGUACUAUCCGUUUAUAGCUUGUUAUAGCAGUUAAGUGACACUGGAGACUCCUUCCUUAAAUGUUAACCACGAUCACAUGCUUUGACCUUUGCUUUUGUUACUAUAGAAACGAUAUCAUGUCAGAACGAGCGCAUUAACGUUCAUAUAUCCCUCUGAUUUGUAUCCACAGAUUUCUAAACUUCUGGCUCAGACCUCAUUUGCAUAUUGUUUCCAUGAAUCAUCCAGUAAAACGGCUUAGUCAGGGAGCUCAUUUGCAUAUUCAUCUGUGAUUUGCAUAAUGGAGUAUGUGGAAAUGCAACUGUACAUUCGACUUGUUUGUCUCCGUCAUCAGUGAAGUGUGUGUGUGUGUGUGUGUGAGACGGGUCCGUGAUUUAGUGUUAUUAAUGAGAUUUCUAUUUUCUCGCACCACUGAGCUCUGAAUAUCAGGAGAUUAGCAUGAAAAUAAGACAGGACGAUGAACUGCACACGCCUUCACAGAGCACACGGCCAUUGUGUGUGUGUGUGUGUGUGUCAGGGUGGCAGAUGGGGUGUGGAGUUCCGGGCCCCAAGGAGCAGAUGGAGAUCUGAGUGUGAGAUGGAGACCUGAGUGUGAUGAUCACAAUAUAGCAAUUAUUAGAAAUGCCAGAAUUUUCUAUUUGUUGUAGAGUUUAUUGAGUUGCAAUACAUCGAUUUAUCUAUCCGUUCUUCAGUCCAUCCACCCAUCCAACCAUUCAUUUAUCAGUCAAUCUUUCUAGUUAUCUGUUCAUCUAUCCUUUCAUUUAUCCUUCCAUCCAGCCAUUCAUCUAUCAGCCUAUCCAUCAUUUUAUUCAUCCAUGCUUUAAUUUAUCCAUCCAUCCAUUUAUCCCUCCAUUCCUCAAUGUAUCAGUCCAUCCAUUUAUCCUUUCAUCCACCCAUUUAUCCAUCCAUUCAUUCAUUUAUAAAUCCAUCCAUCAUUUUAUUCAUCCAUCUAUCCAUCCAUUCAUUUUUCCAUCCAUCUCUUUAUUUCUUUAUUCCUUCAUACAUUUAUCCAGCUAUUAUUUCUUAUCCAUUCAUCCACUGAACAUAAAAUCUUCUUAAGAAAAAAAUCCUUUGUUUGCACUGGUGACAGCCAUCUGAUGAGGUACCAACCACCUACCCCUCUAUCUAUUUAUCUAUCUAUUUGUCUAUCUGUUUAUGGAAUUCUGUACAUUCUGGCAGUAAAAUGAAAGGUCAGGAACGUCUUCAGGAACAUAACCGGAGUCUUGUGCUCUAUAUUUAUUCUGACUAGACUCCCGUGUUGCCCCUGUGGGGUUUUCCCCCGGGAGCUGAGGUCGUAGACACACGUAGCCGAAAGGAACUGGAGCGAAUCCCUUUGUCAGGGAGGAUACUGUACAGAGCUUCUGCUGCUCACAUCAGAGCAUUCCGGAACGAUCUACAGCUCCGUCUCAGAAGCUCACUCCACUCCGGCCGGGAUCUCAGUGGAGCCGGAGUCUAUCACGGGAACGCCGUGUGGGAGAUCGGAGAUCGACUCGUCAUGCCUGUAGCCACCACUCACACAGAGCCUGUUCUGUCGCAGGUGGAUGCUCUGAGUGACAGCACCAGCUCCGCCACCGCCAAUGACCUCGACCUCAUCUUCCUCAAAGGCAUCAUGGAAAGUCCAGGGAAUGCAGAGAGUCCGGAGGAACCUCGUCUCGAGGCGGUGGGAGACAAAAACAUAGAGUUGCUGCAGGACAUCCUGAGGGACCUGAGUCCCAUCACACACCGCAGUAACACGGCUGCCGAGCUCUCCAACAUCCUCAACCAGCCCCAUUUCCAGUCUCUCCUGGAGACUCACGACUCGGUGGCCUCUAAAACAUGUGAAACUCCUCCCCCGAGCCCACAAGCUGCCGUGGAACUGAACCUGCCUCCGGUCCCCACUGACGCCGUGCGCAUGGUGGGCAUCCGCAAAGUGGCCGGGGAACAACUGGGCGUGACUUUCCGGAUUGAGAAGGGAGAGCUGGUGAUCGCUCGGAUCCUGCACGGUGGGAUGAUCGAUCAGCAGGGGCUCCUCCACGUGGGGGACAUCAUAAAGGAAGUGAACGGGAAGGACGUAGGGGACGACCCGCGUGUUCUCCAGGAGGUGCUGCAGGAGGCCAGUGGCAGCAUCGUGCUCAAAGUCCUGCCCAGCUACCAGGAGCCGCAGCCCCCCAGACAGGUCUUUGUGAAGUGCCAUUUCAAUUACGACCCGGCCAGCGACAACCUGAUUCCCUGUAAGGAAGCCGGACUGCAGUUCAACAGCGGAGACAUUCUGCAGAUCGUCAACCAGGAGGACGUCAACUGGUGGCAGGCUCGACGGGUUCAGGGAGGACGUGCCGGGCUCAUCCCCAGUCAGCUGCUGGAGGAGAAGAGGAAAGCGUUUGUGAAGAGAGAUGUGGAGCUCCCACCAGCAGGUACACUGUGUAGCGGGAUCGGAGGCAAGAAGAAGAAGAAAAUGAUGUAUCUGACCACCAAAAACGCAGAUUUUGACAUGCAUGAGCUGAUGAUCUAUGAGGAAGUGGCCCAGGUUCCUCCGUUCAAGAGGAAAACGCUGGUUCUGAUCGGAGCUCAGGGAGUCGGCCGGCGCAGCUUAAAGAACAAGCUCCUGGUCUCGGAUCCUCAUCUGUUCGGAACCACGAUUCCCUACACUUCCAGGAAGCCUAAGGCAGGCGAGAGGGAGAGCAGGAUGUACGCCUUCACGAGCCGAAGCAAAAUGGAGGCUGACAUAAAGGCAGGUCGUUACCUGGAGCAUGGCGAAUAUGACGGAAACCUGUACGGCACCAAGAUCGACUCCAUCCACGAGGUAGCCGAGGCAGGACGUCUCUGCAUCCUGGACGUCCACCCGCAGGCUCUGAAGAUCUUAAGGACAUCAGAGUUCCUGCCUUAUGUAGUUUUCAUUGAUGCUCCAGAGUUUGAGGUGCUCAGAUCCAUGAACAGAGCAGGCAUCGAGGCCGGAGUGGUCAGCAAAGAGCUAACGGAUGCUGAGCUGAACAGGAUACUGGAUGAUAGCUGGAGGAUUAAGAAGGCGUAUGGACACUACUUCGACCUGACCAUCGUAAACGACGGCCUGGACAGGACCUACAGCGGUCUGAAGGCUGCACUGAAGAAGCUGAGCGGAGUUCAGCAGUGGGUUCCGGUCAGCUGGGUGUUUUAGAAAACUAUCCCUCAUUCAAAACUCAUUUCAGUUACAUGAAAGUUUAUUUAUUUAUUUAUUUAUUUAUUUAUUUAUUUAUUUAUUUAUUAUACUGAGUGAGAGUGUGUUUUGUAGCUUCUACCUGCCCUUCACACGUCGCUAUAUGUGUAAAAAAAAGUAGGCUCUGUCUCAAAUCACACAUCACUUGAUUAGAAGUGAAAUUUAACCCUGCCUCACGACAAGCUCCAAUCAGCGAUAUUCCAGAUUAUUACAGUGUUUAUAAGCCUGAGUGUGUGAUUUGAGACACGUAAUUAAUAACAGACGUACACGAUGACCAGCUAACAGGCGCAGGGACUAUAGCAACGUCCGAAACUCUUGCACUAAUACAUCAGGGAGAUAAACACACAGUCCACUACCAGGAACUGCUUUACUGUUUGUUUUCACUUCCUAAUGUGAACUAAUACAACACUGAUGAUGAUGAUGAUGGUGGUGGUGAUGGUGAUGGUGGUGAUGAAGCAUAAAGCAUAUGGAAGCUGUACUGAUUUGGGUGACUGGAUCGUCUGAAGUGCUGAAAUAUACAAAUCCCAGUGCCAAGGAAAAAAGAAAGAAGCAGAGGUUCAAUGGAAAAAAAUUCCAGAAAACGGUCCGAAAGUUUUAUAAAGCGAGCCAACACACAACAGCAGACUCUGAUAGCUGUGAGGAUGAGGAGGUAGUAGUGUUCACUCGUUUAUUAACAGGGUCUAAUGAACACCUUCACAUGAGGUCAGCAAAACAGUACGGUCUGGUCCAGUUUGGUUUGACUGGACGUUAUUACAGAUAAUAGUCCAGCGACUCUACAGAGAAAUAAAACACAGAGAGCAGGAGUUAGAGUUGAGGAAACUCAUGUCCACUUUCCAUUUUUGAUUGACUGACUGACUGACUGACUGACUGAUUGAUUGGUUGAUUGACUGAUUGAUUGGUUUAUUGAUUGAUUGUAUGAUUGACUGGUUUAUUGACUGAUUGAUUGGUUUAUUGACUGACUGACUGAUUAACUGAUUGAUUGGUUUAUUGAUUGAUUCACUACCUGAUUGAUUUAUUGACUGGUUGAUCGACUGGUUAACUGAUUGAUUGGCUUAUUAAUUGAUUGAUUGAUUGACUGAUUGAUUGACUGACUUAUGGACUGACUGAUUGACUGAUGCUGAUUGCUCCUCCAAGAUGGUGGUUAAUUCCAAACUCCGCCCUUUCAAGAGCUUUAGGAAAAGUAAAACCAAUUGACUGAUUUAUUGAUUGACUGUUCGGUUUAUAGAUUGAUUGAAGGACUGAUGGGUUGGUUUGUUGACUGAUUGAUUGGUUUAUUGACUGACUGACUGAUGCUGGUCCUCCAAGAUGGUGUUUAAUUCCAAACUCCGUACUUUAAAGAGCUUAAGGAAAAGUAAAAGCAAACAUUUCAAACUUCCUGCAAGAUCCCGUUUUUCAAAUACAAUCAUGUUAGCUGAGUUUUUUUAGAGACAAAACACUUCAAAGGAAGUAAUGUGACAUCAUUAGCAGGACAAUUAACGGCUUCGUGAUCACGUGACCAGGUUAGACGCUCAGGUUAGGCUCUUUGUGAAAUCAGGAACUGUGUAGAAUAGGUUAGCUGUCACUACUUGACCCGUACCAGAAACACGAUUUGUACUGCGCAUGUGCGGAACUGAGUCUACCUCUGGUCUGUUAUGAUGAAACGAUUUACCACAGUUUAUUUAUACGCCAGAUAUUUAUAAUGUAGUUAUAGUGCUACUAAUAAUAUAACAGCAGCAAUUCCACGCAGUACAGAUUGUGUUUCCGGUACGGAUUGAUUAGUGACAUUAGCCCUCAUUUUGAAAUUCUGAGCUUUAGCAUAAAAUGGGGAAAAUACUUAGCGAAUGAAUAUGAAGUUAAUGCUGUUAAAUUUGGCUUGAAAAGAAAACCAUGAAGUAAAUGGAUGUGUUUAUUGUGGUCUACUUAAAAACACUAACACGACGAGGAGUAAUCAGCUCGCCACGCAUGACUUACCGGAGUCACGUGUACAGGUGCAACACGGUUCUUCCACGACUUCCGGUUCUUCUUCUUUUUCUUUUUUCUUUUUUAAAUCUUUUUUUUUUAUUUUAUUUUAACCCAAUUUAUUUCAAUUAAUUGUAUUUUAAAUUAACUUAUGUAAGUAAUUUAAAAUAACAUUUAAUUAAUUAAUUUAUUUAUUAUUAUUUUUUUUGUUUUGUUUUGUUUUUUUGUUUAAUCUCCAAGACCAAACUAUAUGGACCAAAUGUUUUAAAAUCAAAGCAGUUCCUGGUAGUGGACUCAUAUUUACAGACACUACUGUAGUUUCCCUUACAGAAAAAUCACACGUGAUGGCAAACUGAAAUCGCACGUGGACAACAUGGAUGGUUUAAUUCGUACGAGAAAAAUCACACCAUUGAUAUGAAAAAUGAGCAUAUGGAGGAAAAACAUACAAAAUGUAAGCCCUGUGUGAAAUAUGAAAGCUCUUAUUAAAUCCAAACACAUGACGAUUCACACGUGACUUUUCUGUAAGGAUCAGUCUUGAGAUAGAAACCAGAUUCAAUCCUCACAUCACUGUUUUUAUAAGAAGACGAUAUAAACCUAUAGUAUUGACCAAUGCAAUAGUUAAUAGUCUGCUGUUUUUUCUACCGAAUUCUAUUUUAUUACAUCUUCAGUGUGCUUUCUUAAACUUCAUAAACUUUAAUCGUCGUGCACGUGCAAACUGUAGUAGCAUAGGAUUGUGUUUUUCUUUUUCAAACCAGGGAGGCUUGUAUUUAAAUCCCACAUUUAUACACUAUAUUGCCAAAAGUAUUUGGACACCCCUCCAAUUCAUUGAGUUUUGGCCUGACUCGCAGUCUCCCCUCUAAUUCAGUUCUAUGCGGUUGAGGUCAGGACUCUGUGCAGGCCAGUCAAGGGGAAGGGGUCAUCCCCAAACUGUUCCCACAAAGUAUGAAAUUGUCUAAAAUGUCUUGGUAUGAAGCUGAAGCAUUAAGAGUUCCUUUCACUGGAACUAAGGGGCCGAGUCCAACCCCUGAAAAACAACACCUGAACUCAAUAACUUGAGGGGUGUCCCAAAACUUUUGGCAAUUUAGUGCAUCUUUAUUGUUUCCCUACAGAUUGAAUGGAUUAUAUUAUAUAAUAUAAUAUAUAAUUACAUAUAGCAGCUCAGUUGACCAGAAACCUCCAGUUAUGUCAGAUCAGUGGCAGUGUUGUGGCUUACUUCGUGUUGAUGAUGAACCAAUAGAUGAGUAACGAGGAGAGAAUAAAGUGUGCAUGCCAUCUGUGAAGUGUUUCCGCACUGCAUGUGUUAUUCAACAUGGCAUUAAAUCAUCCACCGCUUUGCAAAAAAACAGCAAAUUAGCCGUGUUGUUAUCUGCUCUGUGACGAUCUCCAUACUGACAAUCCACUCAUCUUCAUUCAUGCAAGCUGUAAAGCAUGGAUACCGGCAGCUAUUUAUUAACGAAGGGGAAUUUGAAAUAAAGCUUACUGUCUUUUGUUUUCGUGAUAUUUUCAACAAAAUGUAGCUCCAGUGAAUGUAUAGGCUACACAUGUCCUGUUCUGAUUGUGAUAUGUUUUUUCUGAAAUAAA
Molecule: messenger RNA, 7252 nt
Organism: Hemibagrus wyckioides
Lineage: Eukaryota; Metazoa; Chordata; Actinopteri; Siluriformes; Bagridae
Gene: mpp2a
Product: MAGUK p55 scaffold protein 2a
Exons: 13
Coding region: 2060-3694 (544 amino acids)
Cellular component (GO): cell-cell junction; plasma membrane
Molecular function (GO): protein binding
Source: RefSeq, a predicted model, not a curated record